UCAUUCACGGUUGCUCCUACAAAUCAAGAUCAUUUUGUUUACAGUAAUGUUAGUGCAGCUUCACUAAUGGACCUCUAUAUAUAGGUUACCAGAGCGAUUAGCGAGUAGUACCACUCCCAUUCCCACGGGAAUUUUUAUGUGGGACGUAGCAGCAUCACACGACCCACUCAGCAGACAACACAGACAGCAGAGAGGCGCGCACUGCUGUCACCGGAGCGCCAGCGACCCAUGCCAUGAGGCCCGGAGCCGAGUACCCCAUGGCCCAUGGCCCCGCCGCGGCGCCCCGCUCGACAUGGCAGACGCCGGUGCCAUACCUCUUCGGCGGGCUCGCGGCCAUGCUGGGCCUCAUCGCGCUCUCGCUCCUCACCCUCGCCUGCUCCUACUGGAAACUCUCCGGCGGCCUCGCCGGCCCGGACGAGGACCAACCCGCGGGCUCCGACGGCGAGAAGGGCUCGCCAUCGCCCCCCGGGCCCGCAAGGGAGUGGCUGCGGCACGUGGUGGUCAUCAUGGCCGGCGACGAGCAGCCGAGUUUCCUGGCAACGCCGGCGUCGAUGACGAGCCGUGCCGCCGACGCCGGCGCCGAGACCGCAGACGGCGCCACGGCGUGCUGCGCGGCGUGUAGGUCGGAGGAGAGGAAGAUGGCGGAUGCGCGCGAGGCCGGCUCUGAGGACGGCGCGCAGAGCCCAAGUGAGCUGGCUAGCAGUAGCACUAGCUCUGUACUUAGCUAGCUAGCGAGUAGUAGCACGAUUUACCUGGAAGGUCUUUUUUUUCUUCUGCUGUAACUGUAAAUUUUCUGAUUAUUCAAGAUACCUCGGUUAGGCAUUUUGAUC
This is a messenger RNA of Hordeum vulgare subsp. vulgare (domesticated barley), 830 nucleotides long. RefSeq names its product protein GLUTAMINE DUMPER 2-like. The transcript has a single exon. The record is from RefSeq and is a predicted model, not a curated record. Bases 234 to 728 code for a protein of 164 amino acids. Gene Ontology annotation, biological process: regulation of amino acid export. Lineage: Eukaryota; Viridiplantae; Streptophyta; Magnoliopsida; Poales; Poaceae.